Messenger RNA from Nematolebias whitei (Rio pearlfish), 6032 nucleotides. RefSeq names its product nodal modulator (gene nomo). The record is from RefSeq and is a predicted model, not a curated record. Gene Ontology annotation, molecular function: carbohydrate binding. Gene Ontology annotation, cellular component: endoplasmic reticulum membrane. NCBI's taxonomy places the organism in Eukaryota, Metazoa, Chordata, Actinopteri, Cyprinodontiformes, Rivulidae.
GACAGCGAGAAAUGGACCGAGCCAACUGUCAGUCGGAGUGAGGAGAAACAGAAGACUCAGAUGGAGCAGCGGCUCGUCAAGGAACUACCCAUGCCCAUGGCUGAGAAACGUAGAGAACUGGCUAAACGUUUGAAAAAGAGUGAAGAUUUGAGCAGCUGGAGACAGUGGAGGCAAAGCAGUCGUGUAUAUGUGAGGUGGCUGAAAGAAGCUGCUGAAGUGACGCUAAGCUCUCUGCAGCUGUGGAGGGGGGACAUCCACCAGAUAGAGGGAAUGUUUGGUACUGGGAUCCUGUCGUAUUUCUCUUUUUUGCGCUUCCUGGUGAUGCUCAACCUAUUUAUUUUUCUGCUCAUGUUCAGUUUUGUCAUGCUCCCCAUCAUCAUUGUGCCCCACACUUCAGCAAAUAUCACCUUUAACCUGAACAACGGUGUCAACUGCAACGUGUAUCCAAGCAGCGCUCGUCGGGGUCUUGUCAACUUUCAUGAGCAUAUUACAGACCUGCUUUCUGGUGAAGGUUUUAUGGAACAAACCUACCUUUUCUAUGGUUUCUACAAUGUGGAGAAAAUCCACUUUUCACACUGCAUAUAUAAUUUGGCACUGGCGUACUUGCUGACAACCAUAGUCUACCUCUUAUUCAGUCUUAUCUGGAUAGUUAAAAGAUCGGCGACAGGAUUUAAACGUAGCCUGAUCCAGGAUGAGGAUCGCUUUCAGAGUUUUUGCAACAAAGUUUUUGCUGGUUGGGAUUUCUGCAUCACCGACAAGACCACGGAAAUGCUGAAGAAAAGCAGUCUGCUGUACGAGCUCAAGACAGAUUUGGAAGAGGAGAGGAUCAAACUGAAAAUGGCACGUCGUACCAAAACACAGAAGUUACGGAUUUACCUAAUCCGGUUCGUCCUCAACCUUUUCGUCAUUAGCGUGCUGGCUGCUUGCUUCUACAGCAUUUAUAAAGCCACCAUGUUUUCCCAGCAGGCAGACCCCAAGAAUAGAAAGGUGAAUUUCAUUAUGGAUCUAAUCAAUGAGUAUCUGCCCUCUAUUGUUAUGACCUUAGCCAACUUCAUCACCCCCCUUCUCUUCUCUGUGAUCAUUACCUACGAAGACUACUCACCUGCCUUUGAGAUCCGCUUCACCCUCAUGCGAUGCGUCUUCAUGCGGUUGACCAGUAUCGCAGUUUUGCUUCUUUCUCUCUGGUAUCAGAUCAGUGAUUGUAAAGGGCUCACUUGUGAAUGUGGCUACAACCACAAACUUUACUCUUGCUGGGAGAGUCGAGUGGGCCAGGAAAUGUACAAACUCACCAUCUUUGACUUCAUCAUUAUUGCUGCAGUCACCAUCUUUGUGGAGUUUCCUCGAAAGCUCCUUGUAAAAUACUGUAAAUGUGGUUUGACCAAGUUGUGGGGCGAGCAGGAGUUUUCGAUUCCUCAAAACGUGCUGGGAAUAGUUUACGGUCAAACCAUCUGCUGGAUCGGCACGUUCUACUGUCCCCUUCUGCCUGCCAUCUGCACCAUCAAAUACUUCUUCAUCUUCUACAUCAAAAAGGUAACAUUGAUUCACAACUGUCGCCCAGCGACACGUCCAUUCCGAGCAUCCAGCUCCUCUUUCUUCUUCCUUGGUGUGUUGCUGAUCGGCUUGAGUCUCGCCUGUCUGCCGGUCGCCAUCAGUGUAGCACACAUCCACUGUUCCAAGGCCUGUGGGCCAUUUGUUAACUACACCACCUCCUGGGAGGCGCUGCCAGCUGCAGUAUCACAGCUACCACACCGAGUCCAAACUUUCCUCUACGCACUCUCAUCUGAGACGUUUGCUGUCUCCUUCUUUGUUGUUACUUGCUUGGCCAUGUUUUAUGUGAUCGCACUUGCUGGAGCUCACAAGAAGGUCAUUAGCCAACUACGGGAGCAGCUUGCCAUGGAGGGUCAUGACAAACGCUUCCUGAUCCAGAAGAUGCUCCAGGCCCAGAAAAGCUUCAGUUACACAUCCAAGCAGCACAGCAGCAGCAGGAGCCCCCGGAGCCCCUUCUACCACACCAGCUUCGACAGAAAUUACCCCGAGGCGAUGCGUCUGGCACACUCACCACCAAACUCCUCCACACAACAGCUCAGCUGGUGCGGAACCGGAGGCAGCGUGCAGUGUCUACGCUCACAGACAGUCAAAAUGAUGAGAAUUACGAUCCGGGCAGACUUGGGAUCUAUGUGGAUUUUAUUCUGCGUAAUCUAUUCCCAACUCUCGACCGUAUCCUCGGAUGAUAUUGUGGUGGCGUGUGGCGGGUUUGUGAAAUCGGACGUUGAAAUCAACUACUCUCUGAUCGAGAUUAAACUUUACACCAAACAAGGUUCAUUAAAGUAUCAAACAGACUGUGCUCCAAUUAAUGGGUACUUCAUGAUCCCCCUCUAUGAUAAGGGAGACUUUGUGUUGAAGAUUGAGCCGCCUCUAGGCUGGAGUUUUGAACCUACCAGCGUGGAGCUGCAUGUGGACGGAGUCAGCGACAUCUGCACCAAAGAAGAAGACAUCAAUUUUGUCUUUACGGGAUUCUCCGUCUCAGGAACGGUUCUGAGUAAGGGCCACCUCCUGGGCCCCGCAGGAGUGGAAAUCAAACUGAGCCGGGCGGGAUCGCAAGAGAAACUCCAGAGUGUCGUCACUCAACCAGGAGGAAAGUACACCUUCUUCAAAGUUCUGCCUGGAGCUUAUGACAUCACAGCCUCCCACCCCUCUUGGACUCUGGAGCAGAGUAAAACCUCGGUGCACGUGUCCAACGCCAACGCUCUAGCCACCGAGCAUCUGGUGGUUGGAGGCUACAACGUCUCGGGGGAGGUGCGCAGUGAUGGAGAGCCCAUGAAGGAGGUCACCUUCCUCCUGUAUUCAGCCACAGUCAGGAAAGAGGACAUUGCUGGCUGUAACAUGUCCCCGGUGGAAGGUGCAGAUCAUGAGGACAGCUCCAUGGUGUACCUGUGCAACACGUUGUCUGGAGACGAUGGCAUCUUCACAUUUCCCUCGCUUGCCAGCGGCGAGUACGCAGUCGUGCCUUUCUACAGGGGAGAAAGGAUCACCUUCGACGUUGCUCCAUCUCGGAUGAAUUUCAAGGUGGAACACAACAGCUUGAAGCUCGAGCCCAUCUUCCGUGUGAUGGGCUUCUCUGUGAUGGGUCGGGUCCUGAACAGUGCUGAUGGGGAGGGGGUGUCGGACGCCACGGUGUCCCUCAACAAUCAGAUCAAAGUUGUCAGCAGGGAGGAUGGUUCUUUCCGGUUGGAGAACAUGACAGCAGGCGUCUACACCAUCCGCGUAAGCAAGGAGCUCAUGUUCUUUGAGCCAAUCACAGUGAAGAUCGCCCCGAACACGCCCCAGCUUCCAGACGUCAUCACUGCUGGGUUCAGCGUUUGCGGUCAGAUCUCCAUCAGCCGCCUGCCCGAGGGCAUGAAGCAGCAGGGCCGCUACAAGGUCACGCUGACACACCGGGGCCAAGACAAGGUUUCCAGUCGGACCGCCGACUCUGAUCCACAAGGAGCCUUCUGCUUCCAGGCCAAACCUGGAGACUACAGCGUUCAUGUAUCUCUGCCUGAAGCGGAGGUGAAAGCAGGCCUCGCUCUGCAGCCGAAGGCCCUCCAAGUCUCCCUUGUGGAUCGGCCCCUCACUGACCUCCUCUUCACUCAGUUCAUGGCUUCUGUCUCAGGAAAAGUUGACUGUCUAGCUUCCUGUGACGACCUGUCCGUAACCCUGCAGCCAGUGAGUCGACAGGGCGAGAGGAGGACCGUAGCUCUGUCCGGCAGCAGCGACGCCCUCAGCUUCUCUUUCGACAACGUUUUACCUGGAAAAUAUAAAGUUGGUAUUUCUCACGAGGAGUGGUGUUGGAAACACAAGUCCUUGGAAAUGGAGGUUCUGGACUCGGACGUCUCGGGGCUCGAGUUCCGACAGAUCGGCUACAUCCUGCGCUGCUCCCUUUCCCACGCCAUCACUUUGGAAUUCUUUCAAGAUGGCAGCAAACCCGAGAACGUCGGCGUGUACAAUCUCUCCAAAGGAAUCAAUCGGUUUUGCCUCUCCAAACCUGGUGUUUACAAAGUCACCCCUCGCUCCUGCCAUCAGUUUGAGCAGGACUUCUACACCUACGAUACCUCAGCCCCCAGCAUCUUGACCCUCACUGCGGUGCGGCAUCACAUGACCGGACUCAUCACCACAGACAAGAUUCUCGAUGUCACCGUCACAAUCAAAUCGUCCAUCGAGAGCGAGCCAGCGCUGGUGCUGGGCCCGCUGCGCAGCCUGGAGGAGCAGAGGCAGGAACAGCAGCUGCAAGAGAUUCAGCUGAGACGCCAGGAGAGAGAGCGCCGCGCAGCCGAGGAGGAGGGAGGCGCCAAGGACGACAGUCCUCCUGUCCAAGAGAAGGCAGAUGAACUAACAGGCCCCUUCCACUACGAGUUCUCCUACUGGGCCAGGGCUGGUGAGAAGAUCACAGUUACUCCUUCCUCUAAGGAACUGCUGUUUUACCCCCCGGAAGUGGAGGCAACUAUCACAGGAGAAUCGUGUCCAGGUCGGCUGGUGGACAUUAUCGGGCGUGCAGGUCUCUUCUUAGAGGGCAAGGUGUCUCCAGAGCUCCAAGGUGUGGAAAUAUCCAUCACAGAGAGAGGAGCUGCAGCACCGCUCAUUACUGUGGCCACUAAUGAGAUGGGAGCCUACAGUGUGGGUCCGCUCCACAGCGACCGGCUGUAUGACAUCUCUGCCAGUAAGGAGGGUUUCGUCCUGAGUCCGGUGGAGGGAACCCCAGGAGACUUCAAGGCGUUUGCUCUGGCCGGUGUCACCUUCAAGAUCAUAUCGGAGGAUGGACAGCCUCUGUCUGGCGUCCUCCUGUCUCUGAGCGGGGGACAUUUUCGGUCCAACCUUUUGACACAGGACACCGGCGUGCUCACCUUCAAUAACCUGAGUCCCGGUCAGUACUACUUCAAACCAAUGAUGAAAGAGUUCCGCUUCGAACCUGCGUCUCAAAUGAUUACAGUGGAGGAGGGUCAGAGCCUAAGCAUCAACAUAACGGGCAUUAAGACGGCAUACAGCUGCUACGGAGCAGUGCAGUCCCUGAGCGGUGAUGCAGAGAGGGACGUGGCUGUGGAGGCCGUGGGUCAGGGAGACUGCAGCCUCUACAGCGAGGACACGGUCACUGACGAGGAGGGUCGAUUCAGGCUCAGGGGUCUGCUGCCGGAUUGCAAAUAUCUGAUUCAGCUGCGAGCUGAAGGCAACGACCACAUUGAGCGGGCUUUGCCUCAACACAGAGCGAUAGAGGUUGGCAGCAGUGACAUUGAAGGGGUCAACAUCAUCGCCUUCAGGCAGAUCAAUCAGUUUGACCUCAGUGGAAACAUCGUCACGCCUCCUGAACAUCUCCCAACGCUAUCGGUGAAGCUGUACAAGAGCGACAAUCUGGACAAUCCAAUCAACAGUGUUUCUCUGGGGCAGUCCCUUUUCUUCCACUUCCCUCCUCUGGACCGGGACGGCGAGAGUUAUGUUCUCAUGCUGUACUCCACGCUGUCCCGUUCGCAGUAUGAUUACUCUCUGCCUCAGGUCUCCUUCACCUCCACCGGCUACCACAAGCACAUCACCCUCACUUUCAAUCCCACUCGUAAAUUGCCGGACCAGGAUGUUGCCCAAGGCUCCUACAUCGCGCUGCCUCUCACUUUGCUCCUGCUGUUAGCGGCGUACAACCACGAGAAGGUGAUUCCCCUCCUGCUACAGUUGAUGAAUCGCAUCCAGGGCGUAAGAAGCAUGACCCAAGCCGGCACAGACAACGCUGCUUUGGAUGAAGCUAAACGUCAGGCCAAGAGACAGAAAGCCAGACGUACAUGAGGCGCGCCUCGCUUCACAUCACCCUACAGUAAAUUGAACAGUAGCAUCGUGACCUCUGGCUCAGAUAGUACUGGGCCACAUUUCAUCAGAGACUACGCUCAUCUGGUUUGUGUGCUGGUGAACCGUUUAGCCUGUCGAGGUGUGGUUAGAAACCAGGUAUAGACCACUCGACGUGCUACUCAUCAGUGAUUCUGAUUCACUGCGCUCAAAACUGAUGAUUUACUUUC